CAUCGACUCUAUUCCGGAGAAAUCAAGUUAUGUAUCGAACCCAGCGAUGGGUCGCCCAAAGACACCACCGUUUGUGUCAACAACUGUGAACAGUGCGCUAAAGCGGCCCUUAAGGUCAGGGAUCAGCUCAAUGAGGACGACGCCCCCGCCUGUAUAUCAAUUAGAGGCAAAUUCCUGGCGAUAAAUGCGGCGACACUGACCUGUAGGUGUCGUAUGACCAAGAAUGGAAUCUCUCCCGGUGCCCAUUUGGGUAACGGAUGCACCGAUCUGAUCCUCGUGUCCCAGUGCUCUCGACUCGAUUAUCUCAAAUACCUGCUCCGCACUGCCCUUUCAUCCAAAAUUUGA
Molecule: messenger RNA, 345 nt
Organism: Oppiella nova
Lineage: Eukaryota; Metazoa; Arthropoda; Arachnida; Sarcoptiformes; Oppiidae
Source: the annotation of a GenBank genome assembly